CGCAGUUUCGCCGCCUCGCCACAGGAUAGCGGGGCUCUCUGGGCUGCUGGAAGCUGCGGCUCCGUUCAAUACAUGAUUUCAAUCUAUUAAACCCGACUGGUAGCCGCUGAAGAGCGCAGAACCGGCCGAGUAAAGGGGCUUUUAGGCUUUAUGCUACAUAGUUAGCUUCCGAAGUAGCACAGCCAUGGGCGUAGAAGUCGAGACCAUAUCUCCCGGUGAUGGGCGAACAUUUCCAAAGAAAGGCCAAACAUGUGUUGUUCAUUACAUAGGUAUGCUGCAGAAUGGGAAAAAGUUUGACUCGUCCCGAGACAGGAACAAACCUUUUAAGUUCAAGAUUGGACGGAUGGAGGUUAUAAAAGGUUGGGAAGAAGGCGUAGCACAGAUGAGCCUCGGCCAGAGGGCGAAACUCACCUGCACACCAGACAUGGCUUAUGGAGCGACAGGCCACCCUGGAGUCAUCCCCCCAAAUGCCACGCUCGUCUUUGACGUGGAGCUGCUUAAGCUGGAGUGACGGCUGGUUUUACAACACAAAGGUUGACAGGCGGGCUGCAUUCGCCAUGACCUGUUUUACAGGAGACCAUACCUGCUCGCUGCCCGCCACAACCUCCUGCCUGCUCCUCCUCCUUUGUUUUAAAUUUCUACAUCUUCUUCAUUUCAGUAUUUAAAUGUAACUUCUGCUGCUUUAUUGGCAUCUUGUCUCUAUGGGUUCUUCUCUAAGAUAUCCACGUCCUGUAAUACUUAAACUCACAUAUAUAAAUUCUGUUUGUUAAAAAAUGCUCUUUUUUUAUGUUCAUCUAAUGUUAGUUCUUUUAGAGCGAUCCAUAGGAGGAUAAAGAUCCACAAACUAUUGCAAUCUAAACUGCCUUACGGUUCAAACAACAGAGGACGGGUACACAAGUUUAAGAUCAGAACUUUUUGCUCUGUAUACAAUCUGGGCAUUAUAUACCACUGUCUACAUCGACACUUGGAUGAAAGCUUGUCCUGCUGAAUUCUCUGAAUGAUUUUGCUGUCCACUUUGUUUUAUAACCUAUCUGCACAUCUAAUGCAAGUGUACCCUAUCAGAUGCAACCCAGUACUGUACAGUGUGUUGAAGAGCCAUUACUACUGCAACAGUUCACUGACCAAGUCCUGAAUAAAAUUGGCAUGUACUGUAUUGA
Messenger RNA from Cyprinodon tularosa, 1157 nucleotides. It is a transcript of the gene fkbp1b, whose product is annotated as FKBP prolyl isomerase 1B. Lineage: Eukaryota; Metazoa; Chordata; Actinopteri; Cyprinodontiformes; Cyprinodontidae. The record is from RefSeq and is a predicted model, not a curated record. Gene Ontology annotation, molecular function: peptidyl-prolyl cis-trans isomerase activity. The transcript is spliced from 4 exons. The coding region runs from base 185 to 511 and encodes 108 amino acids.